This is a messenger RNA of Nematolebias whitei (Rio pearlfish), 1909 nucleotides long. RefSeq names its product pentatricopeptide repeat domain 3 (gene ptcd3). Gene Ontology annotation, biological process: mitochondrial translation. Gene Ontology annotation, cellular component: mitochondrion. Lineage: Eukaryota; Metazoa; Chordata; Actinopteri; Cyprinodontiformes; Rivulidae. Gene Ontology annotation, molecular function: ribosomal small subunit binding; rRNA binding; protein binding. The record is from RefSeq and is a predicted model, not a curated record.
AAUCAGCAGCGUCGGUCAUCAUCCCCAAGAAGAAAACGUGGAGCAAAGAGGCGGUGUUGGAGGCACUGGCUUCAACUGUCAACAGAGAUCCUACAGUGUAUCCCUACCAGUUCCAGGAUGAUGCAUUCCUGUCCCCCAGGACGCCAUUAGAGUUUAGGUUGUUCUCUCUCUCUCAGGAGUCUGGACGAUCUGCAGCCAAAUACUUCAUCAAGAACAACCCACAACUCUUCACCAACGACAUUGCAGAACCACACAUACCAUGUCUGAUGCCAGAGACAGCAUUUCUGCAACUGGAGGAGGUGAGCGAGGAGGUGAGCGAGGAGGCUCUGAAGGUGCAAAUCCACCUGAGGAAAGUGGCGGCUGCUGUUGACAUGUUUGAUCAGCUGCUGCAGGCUGGCACUGUGGUUUCCAUGGAGACGGCCCAUGAGCUGCUGGACCUCCUCUGUCUGUACGGUGACAAGGACCCUGUCCAAGAUGGAGCACAGCAGAAGGAGGACACGGAUGAGGCGGAGAAAGACAUGAUGGAGCAAACGUCCGAGCCAACAGAAUGGAGAGACGGCAACAAUGCUGAGAGGAUUUUCAACCUGCUGCCUAACAGAGACACUCUGUGUUAUUCAGCUCUGAUCAGAGGCAUGGUGAAGUACAGAGCCUACACAAAGGCCUUCAGCAUGUACAAGCAACUGCUGAGAAACGGGCUCUCAGGUGACGUCCACAUCUUCAACGCUCUGUUCUCUGCAAUUCCAUACGUCGAAGACACAUCUGCCAAGAAAUGGGGCAUCAUGAAUGACCUCCUGAACCAGAUGAGCCAGAUGUCCGUCCGUCCCAACCUGCUGACCUUCAACAGUGUUCUUAAAGCUCUGAGGCGCUGCGGCCAUCUGGCCAAAACUUUUGCUCCACAAAUUCUGAACGAGAUGAAGGCUCUGGGAAUUGCUCCCAGCUUGGCCACCUACGACCACAUCUUGGCCUGCUUUAGCAAAACAGGCUUCUCUAAAUUCAGCAACAUGAACAUCUUACAGAGACUGAUGUCAGAGCUGGAAGGCUGCAGCUUCACCUGCCAGGAUCCUGAUGACGUUAACUUCUUCGCCAACUCUAUGAAGAUUUGUUUGGUAUCUAAAGAGCUGGACUUGGCUUAUAAAGUUCACAGUCUGGUGGAGGUUGGAGAGAACUGGAGGCUGCUCGGAAAUCCCUCCAAACAAAAUCUUUACUAUUGUCGCUUCUUCACCCUGCUGUGCCUGAUGGAGCAUAUUGAUGUGGUUCUGAAAUGGUACCAAGAGAUGGUCCCCUCGAUGUUCUACCCGAGCGUUCAGUGCCAAUUGGAUCUGCUGCAUGCUCUGGACACAGACAACCGUCUGGACCUGCUGCCCAUGAUCUGGAAAGAUAUCAAGACGUUGGGCUACAGUCAGGUGGAGCUGGUGGAGGAGCUGCUCUCUCUCAUGGCCAGAGACCAACACAGUCCUGAGGUUCAGGAGGCGUUUGCUGCGUGUGCUCUGGACAUACUGAGAAUGUUGGAGUUGAAGCCCGAUGUGGUGUGGACCUCCUUCUGCCUGUCUCACAUCACCAGUCUGCUGCUGCGAGUCAACCUUUGUGAUCGGGCCUGGGAAGUGAUGCAGCUCUUCAGAACCAGAAGUCUGAUUCCUAGUGAGGCGAUGGUGAACAACUUCCUGUCAAUGUGUCAGAGCAGCGGCAACUCUCAGCGAGCGGUGGAGCUGGUGCAGCUGUCCGCUGCCCUUUGUCUGUCCUCAGCUCCGAGACUGGCAGCUCAAGUUCUGGAUGAGUUUGAGCUGAGCGAGGAGCAGAGAUCCAUCCUGUCUGAUCUGGACGCUGCAGAGAAGCUUCCUCAGCAAGAAGACGUCUAAAGUAAAGGUCCAGCCUGUCUGUCUGUUCUGUGGGUCUGUGGAAUAAAAACUUG